Aspergillus wentii DTO 134E9 is the source of this 465-nucleotide messenger RNA. Lineage: Eukaryota; Fungi; Ascomycota; Eurotiomycetes; Eurotiales; Aspergillaceae. Gene Ontology annotation, cellular component: nucleolus; preribosome, large subunit precursor. Bases 1 to 465 code for a protein of 154 amino acids. The record is from RefSeq and is a predicted model, not a curated record. The transcript is spliced from 2 exons. Gene Ontology annotation, molecular function: mRNA binding. Gene Ontology annotation, biological process: intracellular mRNA localization; ribosomal large subunit biogenesis.
AUGGCACCAACAAAAGGCUCAACAAAGGGAAAACCCUCAGGAGGCGACUCGAAGAGCAAACCCCUCUCCUCCGCAUCCCGCGUGAGCAAGAAGAACGCUCCCAAGCGUCCACCCCCGCAGGAGGUCAAGGCCAAGGCCCGUACUGAGAAGUCACUAUUGAAGAAGAACAAGAAGAGACAAUAUACCGAGGAGGAAUUGGAUUUGCCCAAGUUGAAUGCGAUCACCCCGGUCGGGGUGGUGAAGCCCAAGGGAAAGAAGAAGGGAAAGACUUUUGUUGAUGAUCAGGAGGGAAUGAUGACCAUUAUGGCCAUGGUGAAUGCGGACCAAGAGGGUCAGAUUGAAUCCAAGAUGAUGAAGGCCCGUCAAUUGGAGGAGAUCCGAGAAGCCAGGAAAAAGGAAGCCGAGGCCAGGCAGGCAGAGAAGAAGUCCAAAUUGGUACGUUUUGAGAGCAGAUUGUCAUGCUGA